AUGGAUGGUAGACCUGCCUAUGAGAGGACUCUCAAUGAGUCCCGACUCUUUCAACAGCUCCCUAAUGAGGUCGUGGAGCUUAUUCGCGCGGCUUCGGGGACUCAGUACCUAAACGCGCUUGCGGUUGGCGCAUUGAAGCCGCAAUGUACAGAAGGAUUUUUUGCCCUAUACGAACCGAUUUUUGUCGACAUCGCAGCACGGUGGCUGCAAUCCGAUAUCCCUGUUAACCAAGUCGACGUCCUUUCUGCAUUCGCGCGUAUCCUACCUUUUGCGCCAUACCUCCGAUCAUUUGCCAGCCAAUACACCUCGUCUCGAGCUGGACCUCUAUCGAAAGAACUAAAGCUUUUGCAGCUGGACGACACUACCAUCCGUACAUUACUCCUUUCCGUUUUUCGCCUUCUUUCAUUUGACCUCGAAGUAUUCUCAAACGCCGUGUCGCCGUCACAAAUCCAGACUCUUUUCUGUCGUUCAGACCGUUCGAUAAGAUACCUCGCCGUACGAUGCUUUGCUCUAUACAUGCAUGCAGCAGAUGCUGCGACGGAGAAAAUGGUUCAGAAACAUGUUGGGAAUGAGCCAAUUGAAGGGGAAUGGGAAGGCAUUGUGAUUGACUACCGCUGCCUGGGGCUGUGGGAGGAACGGCGAUGGGAAAUGCUGGAAAAGCAGGUCCAAUAUGCCAGGUCAACCCGGCCGGACGCAGAAUGCUUACCACAGGCAGAGGCGCUACGGGAGUUUUUCACUACACGGACAGGGGAAGUCUCCGGUAUUUUGAUUCCGAAGCUCAACGAGGCACCGGUCCCUCCCUCAGCUAUCGUGAGAACACCGACAGCCGUGGGGAACCUACGCAAGAUUGCAAGGGCCUUGCUCGACCCUCAACCUCUCUUAUUAGUUGGUUUACCGAACUCCGGAAAGACGUCUUUGAUAAACGACAUUGCUGCAACCAUGGGCCAGUCAGAAUCUAUGGUCACACUCCACUUGAACGAGCAGACUGACGCUAAGAGUCUUCUGGGAAUGUACUCGACAUCACCUGCAACGGGAUCAUUUGCUUGGCAACCGGGUGUGCUAACCAAGGCCGCGAGAGAGGGCCGGUGGAUCUUGAUUGAGGACCUCAAUCGCGCUCCAUCUGAAGUUAUCGGUCUCAUUCUCCCAAUUAUUGAGAAGGGAGAGCUCACUAUUGCUAGUAGGAAAGAGCGGAUCAAGUGCGCUGAUGGAUUUAAGAUCAUUGCGACAAUGAAGUCUUCUUAUAACAUUGCUGGUGAAGAAGUCGCACCGGCUACCACUAUUCUUGGGAGCAGACUGUGGCAGCGGGUACAGGUCGAUUCUCUUUCCAUUGACGAGAUUCGGGAUGUGAUCAUGCAGAAGUUCCCUCUGCUUGAGUCUCGUGUACCUGUCAUUAUGGACGCCUAUCAGCGACUUUGCUCCGCGUUCCAUGGGAACCUCGCCGUCCGGAGCUCGCAGGGACGGACACCAGGUUUCCGCGAUCUCAUCAAGCUAUGCAGCCGGUUGCAUAGACGCUUAGAGCGUCUAGGUGCCAAGACGGGCUACGAACCCACUCCUGAAGGCACUGAAGACGAAAUAUUCCUAGACACUGUUGACAUCUUCCUCAGAUACAUUCCCGAGAAGUCCAUGGAAAGCUCGCUGGCAGCAGUCGUGGCCGAAGCGCUUCAGAUGUCUCCUCAGAGAGCAGGUUUUGCCCUUAAUGAGCGGACCCCUGCGUACUCGGAUCAGGGUAGCAACUUGAUACUUGGAAGGGAAAACUGCCGAAAGAUGAAGGUUCCAAGUACGUCAGCAUCCAAGCUCGCGGCCGCAUCUUCCCGAUUUGCUUCCACCCGGUCCGCUUUGAAGCUUAUGGAACAAGUUGCUGCUUCGGCACAGAUGGCUGAACCUACUCUCCUCGUCGGUGAGACGGGUAUUGGAAAGACGACAGUUGUCCAGCAGCUCGCGACAUUGAUGCGACAGAAGCUGACAGUUGUAAACUUAUCGCAACAGAGUGAAAGCUCUGAUUUGCUGGGUGGUUUCAAACCCGUCAACAUCCGUACAAUGGCGGUCCCAAUGUUGGAUGAGUUCACCACACUGUUUGAGUUGACAUUCUCGGCAAAGAAGAAUCAGAAGUUCUUAUCGUCAGUCACCAAAAGUGUUGCGAACGGGAAUUGGGCACGCUUGGUGAAUCUCUGGCAUGAGGCCGUUCGUUUGGCUGAAGCUGUGUUUAAUGUAAACCGUGCUCCAGGUGGUGACGAGCAACCAAGCAAGAAGCGCAAGCUGGAUUCGCCAAAGUAUCAGCUCCUUCGACAGAGAUGGGAACGGUUUACGACUCAGCUCGGUGAUUUCGAAGCCCAGGUGUCCCAAGGAGAUGCCAAGUUUGCCUUUGCUUUCGUCCAAGGAAAGAUUGUCCGGGCACUACGGAAUGGUGAAUGGGUUCUCCUCGAUGAAGUCAACUUGGCAUCGCCAGAUACUCUUGAAAAUAUUGCCAGUCUUCUCCAUCACGGCAGCGAAGGAUCGCCUUCUGUUCUGCUUUCCGAAGCUGGUGAGGUUGAGAGGGUGUUCGGCCAUCCUGACUUCCGCAUUUUCGGUGCCAUGAACCCUGCCACAGAUGCAGGGAAGCGUGAUCUCCCUCCCGGCCUCCGCUCUCGUUUUACCGAAUUCUACGUCCACUCGCCCGAUAACGACCUUGAUGAUUUGUUUGCCCUUAUCCAGAAAUACCUCGGAGACUUGACAAUAAGUGAUUCGCGGGCUGUGCCGGAUCUUGCGCAGCUCUACAUGGAGACCAAGAAACUCAGCACCGACAACAAACUUACUGAUGGAGCUGGUCAACGUCCACACUUCAGUAUCCGUACCCUUGUUCGCGCCCUUAUCUAUGUCGUCGAUCAUGCACACAUUUACGGGUUGCGCCGCGCAGUCUUUGAGGGAUUCUCCAUGAGUUUCCUGACCGUGCUGAGCCAAGAUUCUGAGCGGCUGCUGAUGCCUCUUUUGGAGAAGUACAUUUUCAGCAACACCAGAAAUGCAAGAGCCCUUCUUGGACAGACGCCGCGGCCCCCGAAUGACGGCAACCAUUAUGUGCAAUUCAAACAUUAUUGGAUGCGACAAGGGCAUCUGAAACCAGAGCAGCAGCCCCAUUACAUUAUCACUCCCUUUAUUGAGAAGAACCUGAAGAACUUGGUCCGAGCCAGUUCGACUCGCCGAUUUCCAGUUUUGCUGCAGGGACCGACGUCCGCUGGUAAGACAAGUAUGAUUGAGUAUCUUGCGAAGGUUUCGGGGAACAAGUUUGUCCGUAUCAAUAACCACGAACACACGGAUCUGCAAGAGUAUCUUGGAUCGUACGUGUCCGGCGAGGACGGGACCCUUCGUUACCAAGAAGGUAUCCUGGUAGAAGCGCUCAGACAUGGCUACUGGAUCGUUCUUGAUGAACUUAACCUUGCACCGUCGGACGUUCUGGAGGCUAUGAACCGGCUUCUCGAUGAUAAUCGUGAACUCUUUAUACCAGAGACCCAAGAGGUCGUUCACCCUCAUCCCAACUUCAUGCUCUUCGCUACUCAGAAUCCCGCUGGUCUUUACGGUGGCAGAAAGGUGCUGUCUCGUGCUUUCCGGAAUCGUUUCCUCGAGCUGCACUUCGACGACAUCCCGGAGAAUGAGCUGGAAUUCAUUCUCAAGGAACGGUCCCAAAUUGCCCCUUCGUUUUGCGCUAGGAUCGUGGCUGUCUAUCGAAAGCUGUCCUUACUGCGUCAGACAAACCGGCUUUUCGAGCAGAAGAACAGUUUCGCAACCCUUCGUGAUCUCUUCCGGUGGGCUCUCCGGCCAGCAGACGACCGUGACCAGCUUGCUGUCAACGGUUUCAUGUUACUCGCCGAACGUGUCCGGAACCCGCAGGAGAGAGCGGCCGUCAAAGGUGUGAUCGAGGAGGUCAUGAGAGUGAAAAUCGACGAGGAUAUUAUUUAUAGCUCGCGGUAUUUGGAGAAGUGCGCUCAAGGCGUGACACAACUCGCGCCGGGCAUUGUGUGGACCAAGGCGAUGAGGCGACUUUUCGUACUGGUUUCCAAGGCAAUUCAGAAUAACGAGCCCGUUCUUCUCGUUGGUGAAACUGGAUGCGGAAAAACGCAGCUUUGCCAGGCCGUUGCAGAGGUUUAUGGGAAGGAGUUGUCCAUUGUCAAUGCACACGUUAACCUGGAGACAGGAGAUCUCAUCGGAGCACAGAGACCUGUGCGAAACAGGUCAGCGAUUGAAAAGCAGUUAUUUAGUGAUCUUCGAGCAGUCCUUGGGGAAAGAGCUUCGAAGUCGGCUUCACUUGACGAACUGAAGCACGGUUUCGCAGCAUUGAGUGCGGAACAGUUGACCACGUACGAUCCUGAAGUUCUCCGGCGAGUCCAGCACAACAUUGCCCGGUCUAACGCUUUGUUCGAAUGGACCGACGGAAGUCUCAUUUCCGCAAUGAAAUCAGGACAGUUCUUUCUUCUGGAUGAAAUUUCUCUCGCGGAUGACUCGGUGCUGGAACGCCUUAACAGUGUCCUGGAGCCUCAACGGUCGAUCCUCCUUGCCGAAAAGGGACCUAUUGAUUCUAUGGUGGUAGCCGAUGGCGGGUUCCAGUUCCUCUCGACAAUGAACCCUGGUGGUGACUACGGUAAGCGUGAGCUUUCCGCCGCUCUUCGUAACCGUAUGACCGAAAUUUGGGCUCCGCAGCUGUCCGAAGACGAGGAUAUCUUGCCAAUUCUCCAGAAGAAACUUAAUCUGGGCCGGGAGGAAGUUUCCAUGGCGAUGUUGCAUUUUGCUAAAUGGUUCAAAUCGACGUUUCAGAGUUCCUCCACAACUUCUCUUUCAAUCCGUGACCUCCUCGCCUGGGUCGAUUUCGUGAACAAAUGCCAAACUUCGGAUCUCCUGUUCGCAAUUGUGCAAGGUGCUGCGAUGGUUUUCAUCGAUACUUUGGGUGCGAAUCCUGCCGCGAUGCUCGCAAUGUCGCUGCAUGAUUUGGAGGGCAACCGCCAGCGUUGUCUCGACAAGCUGCAAGAUCUGUUUGCCGUUGACGCAUCUGGUAUCUACUGGCAGAAGUCAACCGUUACUGGGAAGGAUGGGUAUCUGCACAUUGGUCCUUUCGAUCUCCUUGUUAAUGGCGAUGCGACGCCAGACCCUGAUUUCAUCAUGGAUGCUCCGACCACUAUUGCCAACUCAGUCAGGAUUGCUCGCGGCCUACAGUCGUCUAAGCCGAUCCUUCUCGAAGGUAGCCCAGGUGUUGGUAAAACCACACUUGUUGCCGCUCUGGCCAAGGCGCUCGGAAAGCCUCUCACCAGAAUCAACCUUUCCGAGCAGACUGACCUUACGGACCUGUUUGGUUCCGAUGUGCCUGUGGAGGGAGGCGAUGUUGGCCAAUUCACCUGGCGCGAUGCUCCUUUCUUACAGGCAAUGCAACGCGGCGACUGGGUUCUUCUCGAUGAAAUGAACUUGGCUUCGCAGUCAGUGCUCGAAGGUCUCAACUCUUGCUUGGAUCACCGUCAAUUGGUCUACGUUGCAGAACUCGAUCAAACUUUUAAGAGACAUCCCAACUUUGUUCUGUUUGCUGCGCAAAAUCCCCAUCACCAAGGUGGUGGACGGAAGGGUCUUCCAGCGUCCUUUGUCAACCGUUUUACUGUUGUGUAUGCGGAUAGCUUCACCGACACCGAUUUGAAGAGAAUUUGCGCGAGACUCUUUCCCGGAAGUCCCCAAGUGCAGACUGACAGGCUGGUUGAUUUCAUCUCAUUGCUGAACAUUACCAUCACUCAGGAGCGCCGACUUGGAGCUGUUGGCGGUCCUUGGGAAGUCAACCUUCGUGAUAUCCAAAGAUGGCUUCAACUGGCAGAUCGUGGUGAUUUGCAGAUCCCAACAAACAAUUUCCUCGAUGUUAUAAUCGCCCAGAGGUUCCGGAGCCCGGAAGAUCGAGAGAUGGUAUCCAAACUAUACAAGCGGAUUUUCACCGAUGCGCCGACAAACGCCAAAAGCUACUACCACAACCUGACGCCCGAAUACAUGCAGGUCGGUCUCGGAACCAUGAGGAGAGAUCCUCUUGUGCAGCGGACGCCUGAACCCCAGAUGAAGGUCCUUCCUACAGACUUGUCCAUCCUCGAGUCGCUUAUGCUUUGCAUAGAGCAGUCAUGGCCGAGUAUCCUGGUUGGAUCCACUGGCUGUGGAAAAACGACACUGAUCAGGAAGGUUGCUGCCGUGAACGGUGCUCAACUGGUAGAGUUGGCAUUGAGCGCUGACACCGAUACGAUGGAUUUGAUUGGUGGGUUUGAGCAGAUUGACCACAACCGGGAGGUCUCUUCCCUUAUGCAGGAGAUUGCGCGGUUCAUUCAGCAGAACACAAUCUCCGCCUAUUCAUCGGACGGAAUUUCAGACUCAUUCCUGCCUUUCCUCGAGCUUCAUGAGAUGAUCCAAAGCUCUGAUGUCUCUCUGGAAGCGCUAUGCUCCACUCUUUCAACCUUGCUCAAGUCCUACCAGGAUCCAACACUCCAACAAUUCCUCUCACGCGCCCAGGGUUUGUUCAAUCUCUCGAGGAAUUCGGACAAGAUGAAGGUUGGCUUCGAAUGGACUGAGGGUGUCUUGACCCAAGCCGUUCAGAAUGGGCACUGGGUUGUUCUAGACAAUGCCAACCUGUGCAAUCCGUCCGUUCUCGACAGGUUGAACUCUCUCACUGAACCGAACGGAACCCUCAUUCUGAACGAACAGCGUACGGAGGAUGGAUCUGCCCGCAUCAUCACACCGCAUCCGAACUUCAGACUCUUCUUGACAAUGGACCCUCGUCACGGCGAGUUGUCCCGUGCCAUGCGGAACCGAUGUGUUGAGAUCUGCUUCUUGCCUCAAGAGACUGACGAUUACAGGUCCACGCUUGGACCUGCCUACACCUGUGAGUCAUUCUUGUACCGUCUCCGGACUGCGUGGAACUUCGACUCCCAACCAGGUGAUGAGAAGCUGGCCGGAAAGUCGUAUGAACUACGUCUUGACCAUCUUUCUGCUCGGGAUCUGGCCUACUUGCAGCGCUCAGAGGGUUCUUUGCCAUGGAAUUCGGAGCCGUUCACAUCAAUACUCCGCCGCUACCUGUCGCUGGUACACGACAAUGCUGCCUGGAAGCCACUGGACCAACUCAAGGCGCAAGUGGUUUUGGGAGGUGCUCCUCUCGCCAUCCAGGGGGAGUCACAACCAUUGCACCCUCUUGUAAAUGAGCCACUGGCUUUGAUCUCGGGAUCGAAGGCGCCUCUUCCUUGGCUCACUUUGUUAGCCCGCCUUCAAGAGUGUAAGCUUGACCUUUACUACCUGAAGCAAGGUUUGCAACUGGCAGACGAGUCUGGGAAGCUUCUCAAGCCGAGUGAAAUGACUCCAUUGGAGCGUUCUCUCGCAUCGAGACGAAUACCCUCGUUGAUGAAGGAUGCAACGCAACCUGUUGGAUUUUUCCUUUCCGACUGUGGCCAGGCAUUGUAUGAUUUCAUCCAGCGGCUGGAUCACCAAGUCUUCCAAGUUCCAACCGUAGCAUCUGUCCUCCGAGCCGUUGUCGAUUUCUGCGCCGACAUUUUCAAGGUUAGUGAAGUCAAGCAAGUGGAUGAGGGAGAGUUCCAGAUCUAUCUCCAAAUUGGAAGGGAGCUGUAUGCCGCUCUCUUCAACUCUUCGCCCUUCUUUCAGCCUUUGGCGGUUUCUUUGUCGCAAUACCUCAGUCGUUUCCAGGCUGGGUGGGCUUUGACGACAGGUCUCAGUAUGCAGAAGAUCUGGGACGCUUGGAGGCCUGCAACCCCUGCAACCCAAAGUCAGUUGGAUCUAGUCAUGCAACUGGAGGCCGUGGCCCACGAAUUCGGGAAACUCGCUACCAAGACCCGCCUUGAAUUGUCACAGUUGAGUCACGUGCGGAACUCGCUCAUCGACGCACAACGGGCUGUCCUCAUAGACGGUGCCGAUGGAGAGCUGCUUGUCGAGAGUCUCAAGCAGACAGUCACGGAGCUAACAAGCGCCGUACGCCACACCGAUUCCUCCCAGUACCCGUAUUUUGCGGGCGAUUUUGAGGCGUUGUGCCAAUACCAUGAUGUUUCUUUGGAUAAGAAGGAAGCGGACACCGUUGUCGGGUCUAUUAUGCCCCUCCUCGCUGGCCGCCCCGCGAGACCUGUUGAUGCCUCGAACCUUCAGAGUGAGAUCCCAGGUAUUCUGCAUAAGUUGGCACAAUUAUCUGGGUCUGGCGACUCGACAACACUCGCGCCUGCAAUAGCCGGCACUGCUUCCCUGUCUUUGCUCGAGAAGGCCGUGUUCGUUGACACUACCAGCUUGGGUCAAAUGGAGUUCCUAGAGGCAGAAAAGCAGGCACUGUCCAAGUCUGUUGCGUUGACUAGUAAUGAAAUCGCCAUGGACCAGGUGAAGGUUCUCAGACAGGCAUUAGCAAAAAUAGCUCUCGAAUCUGUCAGUCUCCACAGGGAAUUAUUCGAGCCGCAGUCCCUUGAGUACAUACUUACGGUUCUGCGGACUAUUGAGAAGCAAGGCUCGUACAAUGACUGGCAGCCUUCGAAUUGUCGCCUCGAGAAGAGCCUGCAAGAUGACCAUUACUUCAAGGCAUUUGCGGAACGAGCGCUCCCUGGCCUCGUUUCGACCCUUGUGGCUGGUGCGCAGAACCAAGAGGACAAUAUCCGGAAUGCUGGAGUAGCAACUAUUGAACUAGCAACGAUCCUACUGCGUCUUUAUGUGCCCGACAAACCUUUCGACCCCUCGCUCGGCCUGGUCGUCCAGCGCAAGCGACAUGCUCAGCGUGUAUCCGAGCUUACCACCAAGUCUAAGGCUAUCUCUUCAUUUGAAGUCGGCUUUACCGGACAGAGCUCGAACAUGCGCUACGAGAUCUUGCAAGGCGAACUACGGGAUCUAGGAGCAGCCCCGCCGCCUUCGUCUGUCAUUCGACCACAGAAUUCUUCCAUCAGCCUCUUGCAAGGCGAAUUCUCUAACCUCAUUACCUCCGUGCUCGACAGGCGCCCAGAGACUAUGGUCACGAAUGGCGAUUUUAUGAAGACCCAAGAAGUGAAGCUCCUCCGCGAUAACGUUCAGCAGUUAAGCCGUCGUCUAAGCACCCACUACCGGUCUUACGAUGACAUCGCGACGCCUAUUGUUCGUUUGCUCCAGGUUUUGGAUCUUGGAAUGUUCCUGGCUUCAAGCCAGUCUGGCGAGGUCCAGAUACUGAAGGCAGUCAGUGAAAUCACGCCGUUCCUCGGUGGUGUCAUCCACCCGGAGUCGACUUUAGAUGGCGCAAGACCGUCACCAAGCUCAAACCGUGUACUCGAUAUUAGGUUCCACGAGCUGUCAUCCCUGGGAGUCGCGGCAAAUGCAGACUCUACGGUUCUUCAAGGACAAAAGGGAAGGGAUGCUCUGCGUCGGAUUUUCGAGCAGUUCCACUUCUUGUGGAAGACAAAACUUCGUGAAGACCAAGAGGAACAAGCGCAAAAGACCAACCUGUAUCGAUACCGUGGUUCUUGGGAGGACGAAGAGCAAGUGGACGAAAGCGAGUUGCGUGAGAUGUUCCCCACAUAUGACAGUGACGCUGUGGAAGAAGGCAAGGAACCGAACCGUUUCGACCCCAAGGCUAUCUCUGACCGGCUCGCUACGCUUCAUGCGAAGCUCUUUGAGCCCAACGACACGGAACGAACGCUGUCGACCUUCGUCAAGGAAUCCGCUCGUCUCCUGGGAACUCUUUGGUCAGAAAGCAAGACCGCGAUCUCGCCGAUCCACCCAAAGGAACAUCUCCCCGGUGUGCUGUUACUGCUUGACGAUAUGACUAGUGGAGAACCGCAGAAGUACAACUUCUACACGGACUCGAACCUCACAGAAGCCCGGAAACUCAUUGCCUUGACAGUCUCUGUGCAGUCGCGUUUCAUUCAACUCCAGACCGCAUGGCCUGAUCACGCGGUGCUUCAGGACGUCAUCAUGUACUGCAAGGAAAUCUUCCAGUUCAAGCACUCUGAGCCUGUUGCCAAGUUCCUUACCAAGGUCGAGAAGCUUCACGGACUUGUCCAUGAAUGGCAGCUUGUAGCCAGCCGAGAAUAUUCCGCCGCCCCGCUCUACGAUGAACUGACAAGUACGAUCAUCAACUGGCGGCGUCUCGAGCUGUCGACGUGGGCAAAGCUUCUAGACAUUGAGAAGGAGAAGUGCGACAAAGACGUGAGUUCCUGGUGGUUCGUCGCGUACGAAGCGAUCAUCGCAGCUCCACUGCAAAUGGCAGAAUCUGGCGAGGCGGACAUGGGUGGUCACAUCCAGGAGGUCAUCGCAACCCUUGAACAAUUCUUCCUCUCGACAACCUUGGGACAAUACAGCGAGCGUCUACGUCUCGUUGAUAACUUCCGAUCUUUGCUACUGCUCUACGUUCAAGACUAUCCGUCCCUGGGCCAGCUUGUUUCCGGCCUCCAAAACUUUAUCGAGCACUACAAGCCAUUCGAACCUCUCGUCAACAAACUCCUGGUUGAGAAACGCGCUGGUCUCGAGAAGGACAUCAAGGAGCAAAUCCAACUGGCUAGCUGGAAGGACACUAACAUCAUUGCCCUCAGGGAGAGUGCCAAGCGUUCCCACCACAAAUUGUUCAAGCUUGUUCGGAAGUUUCGCGAAGUCCUUGCACUUCCUGUCCAAUCGACCCUUGAGCAGGGAAUGUCUGAGUACGAUGAGGAGCCUAACGUUACUCCUGCUCGCACUGACUCUCUGCCUACGGCUGUUAUUCCGGAAGCGCUGGACAUGUGCCAGAAAGACAGCGCGCUGUGGCUUAACCGGGCACCCCGGUUCAAGAAUACGGAUACCACAGUCAACAACAUGACGCAGCUGUACUCUUCCAUGCCUUCUGAGUUCGACAUCUCCGAGGACAUUGGCAGCUUCGUUGGUGCCGUCAUUGGUGGCAUCAAUGAUUUCAGGUCCCAGACGCCGAAGAUGCUGACAGAAGACAACAAGGAGGAUGUUCAGCACCUCAAGGUCCAGAAGCGUCGUUUUUUCGCCGAUACUCUACGCCAAAUUCUCGAGAUGGGUAUCAAGCGCAACGCAAGCACCAGCUUGCUCGAAACGCAGGCCUCUUCUGCUCAGGUCCUUGCUACGAUUGCUACCCUCGACGUUAGCCCCAUGUCGUCGCAUUUGAUCCAGAAUGCCAACUCCUACUUCCACAGGUUUUUGGAUCUGUUGCCUCGUACUCGCCAAGCAUCGCGACAAUACUCUGAGGAGCUCAGCAAUGUUGAAGCGUCGAGAAGUAUGGGUUCUAUCGAGCACCUCCUCUUUACCAUUCGGAAGCAGAGAGGUGUCAUCUCUCCUGCGCUCUCGAACUUGAGCUCCUUCAAGUCUACUAUCGCGAAAAUGUCUAAUCUGUGGCAGUCUGGUCUCACGUCCCUCUCUACGUCGCCACGAUCUCCAGUUGAAGGUCAAGAUCUGCUGAAGAUUGCCGCGUGGCUGACUCCUAUUCUUGGAAUGGCUGCGGAAAUCGUCGAUGUACACUCCAGGUUCUCUGGAAUCGAUGCAGCAGUCAUCUCCAAGGGUCUGCGAACAUGGAAAGCCACAUCCGACCACCUGCACAAGUCUCUGGUCAACCUUCCUGAGCUUCCAUCCGGUGUUUCCUCGCAGCAGCAUCAGGCCGUUGUCGAGGAGUCAUGGUCCUCACUCAAUCAACUGACCACCGACCUCGCGAAAUGGACUUCCGAGCGCCCUGACCUGUCCUUCGCACUGGACCAGAUAGCUCCCUGGAUCAAGACGAAGACGGACUCGACCAUGCAGCAGAACGGAACGGUGGCGUUGACAGUCCAAGACUUCGAUGCCAGCCUCCUCACUGCUGUUGACAAGAUACUCGUCGGUCUCCAGAAGUUGAAGGAGGUGCCAACCGCACUCACCUCCGAAGGCACCUUGGCACGCAGUGACGAGUUCUUCAGUCGUACUAUCAAGGCCGUCCGCUUGUCUGAAGUCAGCUCAUCUCUGGAAUCUGUUCUGGACAAGUUGCACUCCGGUGCCGAUAUCCCCUACGCAUCCGCAUUGAUCGCAAGUGUCUUGCCAAUUACGAACAAGUACUACCUCAUCUGCGAAGACCUGAUCGACCGCUUCAUCUCCGUCCAUCGCGAGACAUGCAAGAUGUCCUACGUACUCGCCAAGUCCUUUACGACAAUUGCGUCUGAAGGAUUCUGCCAACCAGCCGAGGCGUCUACCGGCGAGGAGAGUAAAUCUGGCCAGCUGGAAAGUGGUACAGGUCUUGGUGAUGGUGAAGGUGCGGAGGAUAUUAGCAAGGAUGUUGGUGACGAUGAGGAUCUUUCUGAGCUUGCGCAGCAACAGAAUGAGGAAGCGAAGGAGAAUCAAGAGGACUCUGGGGAUGCAGUGAAUAUGGAUCAGGAGGAAAUGCAGGGAGAGUCGGGUGAGCAUAAGGAAGGGGAAGAGGAUGAGGAGAAGGAUGAAGAUGGCGAGGAAGGAGAGGAUGACAUUGAUGAGGAAGUUGGCAGUGUCAACGACCUCGAUACCGAUGCGCUUGAUGAGAAAAUGUGGGAUGGUGAGCAUGAUGAGCAGCAGAAGGAAACUGAGACGCAAGAGGGCAAAGGUGCCACGGAAUCGGACGAACAGACUGCAGCGGAUAAGGAGCAGGAGAAGAAGGACCAAGAACAAGGUGAAAAGAGCAAGGAAGGGGAAGAAGAGGAAGACGAGGAAGACGAGGAGGAAGAAGCUCCGGAUGACGAGGGCGAGGCUGUUGGACGUGAAGAUAUGGAUGUCACUGAUCCACAUGCGAAGGAGGAAGAAGCGCUUGAUCUCCCCGAGGAAAUGCAACUCGAUGGAGAAGAUCAGGGCGGUGAAGAUGAAGGUGAAGAUGAUGAUGGGAUGGAUGAGCUUUCCGACGUGGGUGCGGCACCCGAGGAGGAACAAACUGAGCAGCAAGCGGAAAACGCCGAAGACGCCGCCGACAUGGACCAAACAGCAGAGGAGCAAGGAGAAGGUGAAGGCGAGAACGAGGAAGAGAAGCCCGAGGAUGCUGAAGCCAACGAAGCCGAAGGUGACGACGAGGCCAAUGCCCCCGGCGAGGACGAGGAACAACCAGAAGAAACCGACUUCCUCGCCCAACCCAACGAGAACGAAGCCGCAGGAGAGAACGUUGCUCCUAGCGAAGCUGUUAAUGGAGGUAUCGGCGCCGAUCAAGACCAGAACCAAGAGAAGGGUGCGUCCGGCGACGCGCAACAAGAGGAUGGCGCGGCGGAUCCUGCAAACACCGAGCAGCAGACCGGUGCUGCCCAGGACGGCGAAGACAGCAAGCGAAGCCGCGAUGCGGGUGGUGCGGACAAUGACACGAAAUCCGAGAAGCCUGAGAUGCAGGCGUUCAAGAAGAUGGGUGACAUCCUGGAGCAAUGGCACCGUCGUCAAAAGGAGAUCAUGGAGUCGUCGAAGCAGGAAGACGAAGCUGAACAAAAGCUGCCUGAGGAUACCGACAUGGCAGACGCUGACUUUGAACACCUCGCGGACCAAGACGACGUCGCUGACACGCAAGCCCUCGGCCAAGCUAGCGAAGAACAGGCAAAGGCUCUCGACCAGAACAAAGGUGUCGAGUCUGAUGUCAAGCCGACUGAGGAGACUCUGCCCGAUGUGUCGAAUGACCAACAAGAGGAUCUCCCUGAGAACAAGCUUGAUGACGAGAUGCAGGUAGACAAUGACGCAGCUCCCACGGAACGAGAAGGCGCAGGUGCCAUGAUUCCUGGUAACGCUCAGACUCAGGAACGGACAACGGAGUCCCUUGGCCAACAAGACCUCAACGAGGAGCUGGACGAGGUGGACUCCCAUCUCGCUGCCAUCCACCUAUCCUCCACCCUGCCACCACUCACACCCCGGGACGAAGCCCAACGCCUCUGGUCGCACUACGAAUCAGCCACAAACGACCUCUCUCUCUCGCUCACCGAGCAACUCCGCCUCAUCCUCGCCCCAACCCUCGCAACAAAGCUCCGCGGCGACUUCCGCACCGGGAAACGUCUCAACAUCAAACGCAUCAUCCCCUACAUUGCCUCCCAGUACAAGCGUGACAAGAUCUGGAUGCGCCGCUCCAUCCCAUCCAAGCGCAACUACCAAAUCAUGCUCGCCGUCGACGACAGCAAGUCAAUGCUAGAAAGCGGCAGCGGCCAACUCGCCUUCGAAACCCUCGCCCUCGUCGCAAAGUCUCUCAGCAUGCUUGAAGCUGGUGACCUUUGUGUUCUAGGCUUCGGUAGUGAGGAUCACGUCCGCGUUGCGCAUGAAUUUGGUAAACCGUUCUCCUCGAGUGCGGGCACGGAGGUCUUCCAGCACUUCAGCUACCAGCAAACCGGCACGAACGUGCGCAAGCUCAUCGCGGACUCCAUCGCACUCUUCCGGGAGGCGCGCUGGAAGCAAUCCCCUGGUUCCGGCAGCACUGACCUAUGGCAACUGGAACUGGUCAUUUCGGACGGUAUCUGUGAGGACCACGAUACCAUCCGUCGCCUUGUGCGCCAGGCUCAGGAGGAGCGAAUCAUGGUUGUCUUUAUCAUCGUGGAUGCUGUCAAGGGAAGCUCGAUCUUGGAUCUCAGCCAGGCGAGCUUCGAGCCAGAUGUUGAGAGUGGUACUGGGGAGAUGAAGCUGAAGAUGAAGAGGUAUCUGGAAGGUUUCCCGUUCCCGUAUUAUUUGGUUGUGCGUGAUGUGAGAGAGCUGCCUGCCGUUUUGGCAACGGCGUUGAAGCAGUGGUUUGCUGAGGUUGUUGAUGUUUCUUCUUAA
This is a messenger RNA of Aspergillus chevalieri, 14682 nucleotides long. Its product is annotated as AAA family ATPase midasin. Gene Ontology annotation, molecular function: ATP binding; ATP hydrolysis activity. Gene Ontology annotation, cellular component: nucleus; preribosome, large subunit precursor. Lineage: Eukaryota; Fungi; Ascomycota; Eurotiomycetes; Eurotiales; Aspergillaceae. The record is from RefSeq and is a predicted model, not a curated record. The transcript has 2 exons. Bases 1 to 14682 code for a protein of 4893 amino acids. Gene Ontology annotation, biological process: ribosomal large subunit assembly; rRNA processing.